Molecule: messenger RNA, 504 nt
Organism: Thermochaetoides thermophila DSM 1495
Lineage: Eukaryota; Fungi; Ascomycota; Sordariomycetes; Sordariales; Chaetomiaceae
Exons: 3
Coding region: 1-504 (167 amino acids)
Biological process (GO): RNA catabolic process
Cellular component (GO): ribonuclease H2 complex
Source: RefSeq, a predicted model, not a curated record
AUGAUAGCCACCGAAAAGCCCAUUCUCACCAUCAAGCCUGCAUCCGGCACCUUCUCCAAGGCCACAGCUCACCUCCUCCCUUGCCGGAUUCAUUACGACGGACCAGUUGACCCUGUUGAUCCGUUUUGGGACCCGAAAACCAAUUCUAAUGAGGGCAAGUCUUUUACUGCCUACUUCCGCGGGCGCAAACUCCUUGGCACACCGCUGUCCCUGCCUCAGAAUUACCGUGGCGUGAUUGCUGUGCCUACCGCUCCCGAAGAUACCGCUAAUAGCCAGCAAAGGAGACCAGAAGAGGAGCACAUCGAAGUGAUCGAUCUCGACCCCGAACUGCUGCAGGGUAGUUUGGAAGCUCAAGCAGAAUUCGACAAGCUGGUUGUCUGGGGGCAUGAGACGACUGUUGAUGGCGCGGCUGAUCCUUAUGUACGGGCAGUGGAGGAGUGGAUUGUUUUGGCUGAGAAGAUACACACCUUCGAGGGGCCUUCAUCAGAGGAAAACAAGAAGUAA